ACCAAGCUUACUUCCGUCCGUCAUUCAACGAGACAGUUUUACUACAUACUGCUUCUACUAACCUCUUCAGACACAGGAGCUGAAUUUUGUGACCAGACAUCAUGACACUGUUUCACUUCGGGAACUGCUUUGCCCUGGCAUAUUUCCCUUACUUUAUAACAUACAAGUGCAGUGGCCUUUCAGAAUACAAUGCCUUCUGGAGAUGUGUUCAGGCUGGAGCAACCUACCUGUUUGUCCAGCUGUGUAAAAUGCUGUUCUUAGCUACAUUUUUCCCCACAUGGGAAGGGGGAGCUGGAGUUUAUGACUUUGUUGGGGAAUUCAUGAAGGCAACAGUGGACCUGGCAGACCUGUUGGGCCUUCACCUUGUGAUGUCUCGUAAUGCUGGUAAAGGAGAGUACAAAAUCAUGGUGGCUGCCAUGGGCUGGGCCACAGCAGAACUUGUGAUGUCAAGGUGUCUUCCUCUGUGGGUGGGAGCCCGAGGAAUUGAGUUUGACUGGAAAUACAUCCAGAUGAGCUUUGACUCUAACAUUAGUUUGGUCCAUUACAUUGCAAUGGCAGCAGUGGUGUGGAUGUUCACUCGAUAUGACCUUCCUAAGAGCUUCAGGCUUCCUGUUACUGUGCUGCUGGCUCUCUGUGUCUACAAGGCCUUCUUAAUGGAGUUGUUUGUCCAUGUCUUCCUGUUGGGCAGUUGGACAGUGCUGUUGGUGAAAGCUGUGCUGACUGGUGUCAUCUCUCUCUGCUCACUGUUUCUCUUCGUCACUCUGGUCCACAGCAACUAAGUAAAACUCAGCACCCUGGAAUAAGCCUUCAACAGUCAGUCUCUCUGGUCCAGAUUGGACCGGGGUUGCCAUAACUCAGAUGCUGACUCCUGAUACCAUUUUAGUCUUUCAAUCACACCAAAGACUACUGAAAAAUGCUUGUUGCUGGGUAGUUGGACUGUUCUAAUAUAUAAAACAGGCUUAGGUACAAGCUGCCAGCUGGUAAGAUAACCAGUUUUUCCUGUUUGUACUAACUGGUCUAUAUGAGCCGUUGAGAUCGAAAACAUGCACUCAGGGCGAGGCUUUGGUAGCUUUCAGUCCACCAGUAAGAACUGCAGGAUGAAUUGUGACAUCAGGAGGCUUCCGAAUAUGAUUGGCUUACCUAUGCUGUGUUGGUUUCAUAAAAGGGUGAAUUUUGUAUCCAAAAGAUCACAAAUGAAUUGAGAGUUUAUAUAAAUAGCGGGGUUUUUUUAUGUGUUGUCCAAUUAGCCAGCGUAAACACUUAGAUUAAAUAGUAAAGUGAAUUUCUAACAACUUGACGGUUUGCUGUGUUGCCACACAUCUGUCAAUUUAUUUAUAUACAAUAUAAGUAAAUAUUUCAAGUAGUUAAAACAUAACUGUAGCAGCAUUUUUGUAAUUAUCGAAGAACUUUAAGACUUAUUAGAGUUUAACCUCCAACACCUGAAUGCAGCCCGCAGUAUGAAAACACUGAGGUCCACUCAGCAUUAUGACCACAUUAUGUUGAAUUGUAAGCAUCUGUGAUUUUGACAUUAAAGUGUCUUUUUUUGUCUUA
Molecule: messenger RNA, 1551 nt
Organism: Chelmon rostratus (copperband butterflyfish)
Lineage: Eukaryota; Metazoa; Chordata; Actinopteri; Chaetodontiformes; Chaetodontidae
Gene: tmem147
Product: transmembrane protein 147
Exons: 8
Coding region: 102-779 (225 amino acids)
Source: RefSeq, a predicted model, not a curated record